This is a messenger RNA of Colius striatus (speckled mousebird), 4474 nucleotides long. It is a transcript of the gene RBM25, whose product is annotated as RNA binding motif protein 25. The transcript has 20 exons. The record is from RefSeq and is a predicted model, not a curated record. Gene Ontology annotation, biological process: regulation of alternative mRNA splicing, via spliceosome; mRNA processing. Gene Ontology annotation, molecular function: mRNA binding. Gene Ontology annotation, cellular component: spliceosomal complex. Bases 373 to 2973 code for a protein of 866 amino acids. Lineage: Eukaryota; Metazoa; Chordata; Aves; Coliiformes; Coliidae.
CGGCGCGGCGCCUGCCCGCAGCAAAGAUGGCGGCGGCCCGGCCGCUCUCUCCCUCGCCGCUCGAUGGUUGGGCGCUUGGCUGCGGCGCGGGGGCGGGGGGCGCUCUGGCACGGCCGCGUCGAUGGUGGUGCGGCGCGGUGCAGGUCGGGCCGCUGGCGGAAGGGGCGGCUCACAUGACCCCGCGCAGCGCGGCGGCGGCGGCUCGGCGCGGUGUGUUCGCGGCCUAGUGGCGCCCCGGGGCCUCGCAGCCGCGCCUCACGCGGCCCAGCGGCGUUCCCCCCGCACCAUCCCGCACUCGCGCGGCCAGGACGGGCCGCGGCGGCCCUCCGGACGCGCCUCCUGCUCCGCAGCGAGAGGAUUGUGACUGGAAGAAUGUCUUUUCCACCUCAUUUGAAUCGCCCUCCUAUGGGAAUCCCAACGCUUCCCCCCGGGAUCCCACCUCCACAGUUUCCUGGCUUUCCUCCCCCUGUACCUCCUGGUACCCCUAUGAUUCCUGUACCAAUGGGCAUUAUGGCUCCUGCUCCGACUGGAUGGGGCAGCCACAACCUCUCUGGGCAACCUGUUCCAGUGCCUCACCACCCUCGUAGUGAAGAAUUUCUUCCUAGCCAUGUUCAGGUAUUAGUUCCUACCACAGUGUCUAUGGUGGGAAAACAUUUGGGAGUCAGAAAAGACCAUCCUGGCUUAAAGAACAAAGAAAACGAUGAAAACAGCGGUCCCACCACCACCGUGUUUGUAGGCAACAUUUCUGAGAAGGCCUCGGACAUGCUUAUACGGCAGCUUCUAGCUAAAUGUGGCUUGGUCUUGAGCUGGAAGAGAGUACAAGGAGCAUCUGGAAAACUUCAAGCCUUUGGGUUUUGUGAGUACAAAGAGCCAGAAUCCACGCUACGAGCACUGAGACUGCUUCAUGACCUCCAGAUUGGAGAGAAGAAGCUGCUAGUCAAAGUUGAUGCAAAGACAAAGGCUCAGCUAGAUGAAUGGAAAGCAAAGAAAAAAGCUUCUAAUGGGAACUCCAGACCUGAGACGACAAACGAUGACGAUGAAGCACUGGAUGAGGAAACGAAGAGAAGAGAUCAGAUAAUUAAAGGGGCCAUUGAAGUCUUAAUACGAGAAUAUUCCAGCGAGCUCAAUGCCCCCUCCCAGGAAUCUGACUCUCACCCCAGGAAGAAGAAAAAGGAAAAGAAGGAGGACAUUUUCCGCAGAUUUCCAGUGGCCCCACUGAUACCUUAUCCACUCAUCACCAAGGAGGAUAUAAAUGCUAUAGAAAUGGAGGAAGACAAAAGAGACCUGAUAUCAAGAGAGAUCAGUAAAUUCAGAGACACACACAAGAAACUGGAGGAGGAAAAAGGCAAAAAGGAGAAAGAAAGACAGGAAAUUGAAAAAGAACGCAGAGAAAGAGAAAGGGAACGUGAACGUGAACGAGAAAGGAGGGAGCGUGAAAGAGAGAGGGAACGUGAACGAGAGAAGGAGAAGGAACGGGAGCGUGAACGGGAGCGAGAUAGGGAUCGGGACCGGACUAAGGACCGAGACAGAGACCGCGAGCGGGACCGGGACAGAGACCGCGAAAGGAGCUCGGACCGCAACAAGGAUCGGAGCAGAUCAAGAGAAAAAAGCAGAGACAGGGAACGAGAACGGGAACGGGAAAGAGAACGAGAGAGGGAAAGGGAAAGAGAACGAGAGCGAGAGAGGGAAAGAGAACGCGAGCGGGAACGAGAGCGGGAGAAGGACAAGAAGAGAGACAGAGAAGAAGACGAAGAGGAUGCGUACGAACGGCGGAAACUGGAGAGGAAACUGCGGGAGAAGGAAGCUGCCUAUCAGGAGCGUCUUAAAAACUGGGAAAUCAGAGAAAGGAAGAAAAGCCGAGAGUAUGAAAAAGAGGCCGAAAGGGAAGAAGAAAGAAGAAGGGAAAUGGCAAAGGAAGCCAAACGGUUAAAAGAAUUCUUGGAAGAUUAUGAUGAUGACAGAGAUGAUCCAAAGUACUACAGGGGCAGUGCUCUUCAGAAGAGGCUACGAGACAGAGAGAAAGAGAUGGAAGCAGAUGAACGCGAUAGGAAAAGGGAAAAGGAAGAACUGGAAGAAAUUAGGCAGCGCCUUCUGGCUGAAGGACACCCAGAUCCAGAUGCAGAACUGCAGAGGAUGGAACAGGAGGCUGAGCGGCGUAGGCAGCCACAAAUAAAACAAGAGCCAGAGUCUGAGGAGGAGGAGGAAGAAAAGGCAGAGAAAGAGGAAAAGAGAGAAGAGCCAGAGGAAGAGGAGGAGGAGCCUGAACAAAAGCCCUGCCUUAAACCAACUUUACGACCAAUCAGUUCUGCCCCAUCAGUUUCUUCUGCUAGUGGCAAUGCAACCCCUAACACGCCUGGUGAUGAAUCUCCAUGUGGCAUUAUUAUUCCUCAUGAAAACUCACCUGAUCAACAGCAGCCAGAGGAGCAUCGGCCCAAAAUAGGACUUAGCCUCAAAUUAGGUGCCUGCAAUAGCCCCAAUCAGCCCAAUGCUGUAAAAAGAAAGAAGCUUGCUGUGGACAGUGUUUUCAAUAAAUUUGAUGAUGAAGACAGUGAUGAUGUGCCCCGGAAAAGGAAACUUGUCCCACUGGAUUACGGAGAAGAAGACAAAAGCAGUAUCAAAGGCAGCGUCAACACAGAAGAAAAACGCAAGCACAUUAAGAGUCUCAUUGAGAAGAUUCCCACAGCAAAACCAGAGCUCUUUGCUUAUCCUCUUGACUGGUCAAUUGUGGAUUCAACACUAAUGGAACGUCGGAUUAGACCGUGGAUCAACAAGAAAAUCAUAGAGUACAUCGGCGAAGAAGAAGCCACACUAGUUGACUUUGUUUGUUCUAAGGUUAUGGCUCACAGUUCACCACAGAGCAUACUGGAUGAUGUUGCCAUGGUACUAGAUGAAGAGGCUGAAGUUUUCAUAGUCAAAAUGUGGAGGUUGUUGAUAUACGAGACAGAAGCGAAGAAGAUCGGUCUAGUGAAAUAAAGCACUCUCCUUGCUUCUAGGCGUCCAUUUCAAUUUUGGGCUGUUUUCUUUCCCCCCCCCGCCCCUGUCAUUCAAAGACUUGGAAUUUUCUCUGUUCUCAGAGACUUGAGACCUGUAUUUUUUUAUGUAGAAAAUGUGAAUUUUUUUGUCCUCUGCUCUGAGGCCCCCUUUACCCUUCUCAGUUAGUUAUCUGAAUCCUGCAUUGGUUCUCUUUACAAUUCACAAGGUACAAUUACCGGUAUGUUUUAUAAGCUGCAGCUACUGUACACGCUCUCUGGUAAUUUUGUUAUGUCACUCUGAUUCUUGUAAAUAUGAAGAAGAAAAGCCCCUGUUUUGCAAAACAUUUGCACUUCAUGUGGAACUGUAUCAGUUACAGACGAAGACAAAUUAUUUUACUGAAAAAUUAUCAGUGCUUAUUGUUUUUGUACUGUCCCUCUUUUUAUUUAAGGAAUGAUGAGAAUACAGUUUGAAACCAAGUGGCCUGAGCUGCUCUUGCAGAAGAGCUCUUGUGUGUUCAGUUGAUCCCCUCCUCUGACUCUGGAAAAGGAAUUCCCUCAGACUUUUCAUUCUGGGUGUGAUCCAACACUUGGUACUCUGUUGCUCGUUUAGAAUUGCUAAUGAAACUGGGGAUUUAAUCUCUUGCAGAUGCUCUGCUUCUUACCUAGAAAGUGCAAAUUGCAGGAAGUUUUAUAUUCUUUGCUCAGAUAAAACAAGAGCAGGACCUCAACUCAGUAAGUGCUGUUUUAUGUUUGGGGGUUUUUUAACAUCUAGGGUAUCUUGUGCUCAGUUUCAUUUUAGCCCUUCCCUGUCAUCUCUUCUGACUCCAAAACAAUCAGGUGAGGGAUUUUUUUUAAGGAGAAAUUAUUUUGUAAAGCUGUUUGUUUUUUGUUAGUGUUCAGAAAAACAUACCUAUUUGGCUGUAACUGACCAUAAGCAGUUGACAGAAACAAAACCAUAAGUUUUCAAAGCAAGCCAAAGUCUUGUUUUUAUCCAUGCUGUUCAACUGGCCCCAACUUUUCUUUUCCACUCUAAGCAGUCUGUUGUCCACUAAGAGAGGGUGAUAUUUUCCUGCCUCGUUUGUAUGGGGUUUUAUAAAUAGGCUGAUAUGGUAUAAAUGAUGACAUGUACUGUAAACUGCAUUUUUUCUAUCUCAUACCUGGGUAAGGAGACAUGGGUAAGGUAUCUGGGUAAGAUAAUGUGCUGUGGGCUCUUUUGAUUGCAGGAGGACUGUGUUCCAGGGAGCAAAUGGUCUCAAAAACAUUUUUAAUUUUUAAACACAAUUCUUAAUAGCAAACAAAUUAAGUAAAAGGUGUUCCAGUAUCUCUAUAUUGUAUUUAACUGAAGGAUGCAGGUUGACCUGUUCAGAAAACAAAACUGUGACCUUGAGUUACUAGUUCUUUGUAUCUGGAGAGGGCACUUGAAAACACUGUUCUUAACAAACGGGAUCGUGUAAAGGUUCCACCAUGUAAAUAUUUCAGAUAUUAAAAAUGUAUAUAUUUGA